This is a messenger RNA of Dicrocoelium dendriticum, 2270 nucleotides long. The record is from the annotation of a GenBank genome assembly. Lineage: Eukaryota; Metazoa; Platyhelminthes; Trematoda; Plagiorchiida; Dicrocoeliidae.
AUGGGCGAAGUGUUACGCAAUAUCGUUCAACAGCUGAAUUCCCAACCAUUUAACAAGAAUAUAAAUAUUAUAAGUCUAGAUGCUCUUGAAUCCGUGCAGCUGGUUCAACUUGUGAAUGACGUACUUACCGAAAUCGAUCCAAGACACCAGAUAGAUAUACGCGAAGAGUCAGCUGACCAAACGGCUAUCAGAAUCUACGAAACGCUAAGGGUUUACCGAUACAAAUUCCCUACCGAUGCACAGGAAAUGAGUGAAUUUCGGAAAGGUCUAGUUUUGGGAGAGAAAACAGUCAUCUACCCCAUCUUAGAAUGGUUGCUCCAAAGAAUCCCAGAACUCAAGAAACGGGCAUACUUGGCUAGAUUCCUGAUCAAGUUGCAAGUACCGAAUGUUUUUAUGCAGGCAGAAGAAAUAAGCGAGUUAUACCAGCAAUAUACCACACUUUUGGAGACAUUCAAGACAAUCCACCACCGGCUAGAUUCUCUUAGAUCUAGUGGUCUCUCUACAUUGGAAUUAAAGAAGGACAUCACUACCAUGCAGGAUGAGAAGGAGCAACUGCUCAAGCGUGUGAACAGAACUAAGAAAAAGUUGGAGGCCUUUCCAACAAACAUGACUAUGCUGGAAAUGACUCGAAAACUUCGCAUAGAGAGAGAAAAGGAGAUAAAAGUUUCAAAACAAAUCCAUGAACAGAAAACCUCGAUUGCAACCCUUGGUCAGCACAUCCAUCGUAUUCGACAGCAUAUAAAGGAGGUGUGCAAGGCUGCACUUCGAUCUACACCCCAAGCUCUUAUGCAGCAAUUGGAACAGGAAGUCCGGGUGAACCAAUACAUGGUCUCUGAAAAACUACCCAACGAACUGGAAACUCUCAGACGAUAUAUUAAUGACUUGAACAGCGUGAUAUCCCAACCCACUACAGGACAGUCUUUUUUGGAUCAACUAAACCAACAGGUAAAGGAAACUACUUGUCAGUCUAACCGGUUGAUUGAGAAACGCAUGGCUUCGACUGAACUCUUGGAUGAUAAAAUUUCCAUGUUCCGUCAACAAGCAACCAUCGUAUCGCGUAAAAAGGCUGUGGCAGCAGAGGCCCUUGCUGUAGCGAGAGACAGUUUAGCGACGAUUGAGCGCCGUCUAGCAGAAACCCGGGUUCAAUUGGCUCAGAUCAAUGGAGCAGCUGGAGAACACACUGGUGGGUCCGGAGAUGCUGGAAGCGGAGGACCAUGGGAGACGCGUCCAAGUGGACCCAAAAUGCUGAAAACUGAUGAGUUUCAACGUUACGUAAACAAAUUACGAGGGAAAAAUGCAGUGUACAAACAGAAGCGAGCGCAACUGUGUGAACUACGCACAGAACGAGGUAUUCUGACUAGGACGCUGGAGCGCCUUCGAAUGGAGGACGAGGAGGCGAAAAGAGCUGUUGGCGUUGCUGAAGUUGCUCAAGGAAUCGCUGGUUAUUGGGAGACACAGACUACGAUGCAAAAAGUAUCGGAACAAAUGUCUUGCCUCAAUCAGCGUAAGGGGGAUAUGCUGAACGAAAUGUCAUCGAUGGUCCAACAACUGACAUCACGGAUUAACACAAAGCGCAAUCAGCUAGCUCCAAUUUUACAUGAACUCCGACCCCUACGUCAACGAAUUCAGGAGGUUAGUAGGAUGCACGGAGAAAAAAAAGCGGCCUACGACGCGCUGGCUGCCGGUCAAGAAUCUCAAUGUGUAAGGUUAGAACAAGAAUUCCGGGCUUCACGUGAGACUCGAAAAGUGGAGGAAUCUCGUUUCUUUUACCUACACGCAGCUACGGGGAUCACCCAAAAUCAGCAACGCCGAUUGCACGAGGAAAUCCGAGGUUACCUUGCCGGUGGAAACUUAACAGGACCAGUCACUGCCGAAGCCAGCAGAAGUGGCGCAACAGAACGAGCCCAAACUUACCGCGAAAUAUAUACCCGAAAAAUCAAUGAGCAGGAAGCAACCACGAAGUCCUUGAAAGAGGAACAAAAACAAUUGCUGGAACGUGAAACGAAUGGUUACAGACAGGUGAAGCUUUGGAAUGAUUUAGCUCUCUUGAUGGAAGCCAAAGCGGUGACGAGAGAGGAAGCAGAAGCACGUCAGAGAGCUGGAGGAGAAUAUGCCGAUGUGAAACAAAUCGAGGAAGAUAGAAUGCUUUUGUGAAGUAAAAUGGCUGUCAUAUCAACCAUAAAAUAAACUGUAAUGCAUUGCCAUUGUAGUCUGCAGUUAAACCAACUGUGAUGAAAAUAUGAGAAGCAGAAUCUAUCGUUUCGUUGGUC